Effrenium voratum is the source of this 1715-nucleotide messenger RNA. The record is from the annotation of a GenBank genome assembly. Lineage: Eukaryota; Dinophyceae; Suessiales; Symbiodiniaceae.
AUGUCAGGAGAUGGAGUCGAGAGCAUUUUCAGGCACCCGUUGGCUGUCACGUACCCGUCGCCGUUGCUUUUGUUGAACUAUCCUCUCAUCGUCAGCAAUGUGAAGAUGCUCAACGAGAAGGGAGUUCGACCAAAAUCCACUCUGGUUGGCACCAUUCGUAUGCUGCGUGACACGCACAGCGCAGAGGGCAUCAUCGGCCUCUACAAGGGCGGUCACCUCUACCUGCUGCACCAGGCUCUCCGCGACUUCCUGCGGCUGGUGGCGGAGAGGGGCCUUGGCGCCAUUGAGCGCAGGCUGAGCUGCGAGGCGCGCCCCAAGGCCCAGUACCUUGGCAGACUGGCGGUGAAGUACUGUAUCGACGGCUUGUGCUACCCUGUGCUGCUGGCCUCUUCCAGAAGCAUCGUGAAGAGCGACCAGGAGAACUCUUGGCAGUCGCUACAGAUGUGGAGCCGCGAGGAGGGUAUUUGGUCGCUCUUCGCAGGGCUGACGGCCUCUUUGGUGUCCACGGCAAUCGAAGAGGCCAUGGAGAUGCUGCUGACGUAUUGCAUGGAGCGGUACGCCCGCACUACGGUGGACGCCGCGGACAAACUCGUCCUCAAGGCCUGUGGCAGCUCUGUGGUCUCUGUCUUUACAUCCCCUGUGAAUUAUGUGGGCAUUAUCCAGAGGUGCCAGUCGCACCUGCCGACUCUGCCUGAGCGGCGGAGCUUCGCGGAGAUCAUCCACGGCUUGCCCUGGCGAGGAUCCUUCAACAGCCUGGUGCUCUAUGGAGGCAUCUUGACACUAAAUGUGAGGCUCAUCCAGUGGAAGAUGCAGCUCCAAGAGGUGACGGGACAGAAAGUAAACCGACGUGACGAGAGUGACUGCGCUGCUCUCAGGAUGUUCCGUGCGGCUCUUUGGGCCCUCUUGGGCGGCGCCGCCGCCCUUGAGCUCACCGAGACUUGCUGCAAAGAGCUUGAGUUGCCACGUUGCCGUGUUUGCCGUGGGAUAACUCAGGCGGAAACGGCCGGGAAGAGCGUCUUCGUCAAGCCGCUUGGCAAGUUGGCGUAUCUGAGCACGCUGCCCCGCCAUUGCAAGAAGCUGAAGCCUGAUUGGGACAAGCUGAUGGAUGAGUUCAAUGGCAGCCCUGGCUCUGUCGUGGCCGACGUGGACUGUACAACAGAAGGACAGUCCCUAUGCGAGAAGUUUGAGGUUCGGGGGUACCCCACCAUCAAGUACGGGGACCCCGGCGACUUGAAGGACUACCAGGGAGGCCGCGAUUUUGACUCGUUGAAGAAGUUUGCGGAGGAGAACUUGGGGCCGACUUGCGGCCCUGCCAAUUUGGAUCUUUGCAGCGCAGAAGUGAAGAAGAAAGUGGAGUCUUUCAUGGCCAUGUCGUUGGACCGGCUAGAGGGCAAGAUCCGCAACUCCAUUCGAAUCGUGGAGGAGGAGGUGCCCAUCAUGAAGAAGGUCGCGGCUCACUUGAAGAAAUCCAAAAGUGAGCUGUAAGCUCUAGGUACUCAGGUACUCAGCUACUCAGGUACUCAGGUGCUCGGGCACUCUCCAUGUUUCACGGGGUAAAGUAACAAGUCAGUUGCUUGCAAACACUCGGGUUCUUCCGCAACAGACAGUGCGGAAUUCUCUCUGUUCCAAAGCCCAGCCAGUGAAGCAAUCUGCUUAUGAGCAGCUUGCUGAGUGCUUGGGGUGGAGCAGAGAAACCACAGCCGAGCGCAAGAGUC